Molecule: messenger RNA, 676 nt
Organism: Tinamus guttatus (white-throated tinamou)
Lineage: Eukaryota; Metazoa; Chordata; Aves; Tinamiformes; Tinamidae
Source: RefSeq, a predicted model, not a curated record
AUGGGAACAGCCGUACCCCGAGGGGACAGCCGCAUGGGGACAGGCGGACAGACCCGGACUGGGCUGAUUCCUGCCCCUGCUGUCCCCAGCUUCUGCAAGGACACCUUUGACAAGAACUACAAGGCCACCAUCGGGGUGGACUUCGAAAUGGAGCGUUUCGAGGUGCUGGGCGUCCCCUUCAGCCUGCAGCUAUGGGACACGGCCGGCCAGGAGCGCUUCAAGUGCAUCGCCUCCACCUACUACCGGGGUGCCCAAGCCAUCGUCAUCGUGUUCGACCUCAACGAUGUGGCCUCCUUGGACCACACACGGCAGUGGCUGGCAGAUGCCCUCAAGGAGAACGACCCAUCCAAUGUCAUCCUCUUCUUGGUGGGCUCCAAGAAGGACCUGAGUACGCCAGCCCAGUACAGCCUCAUGGAGAAGGACGCGCUCAAGGUGGCCCAGGAGAUGCAGGCGGAGUAUUGGGCCGUCUCCUCCCUCACCGGGGAGAACGUGCGGGACUUCUUCUUCCGCGUGGCGGCGCUGACCUUCGAGAGCAGCGUGCUGGCCGAGCUGGAGCGCAGCGGCGCGCGCAGGAUCGCCGACACCGUGCGGCUCAGCGGCCCCGAGAGCGACCUGUACCUGACGGCGCCGCGCAAGAAGCCCAAGUGCUGCCAGUGAGGAGCCGCCCCUGGCGCCC